Patiria miniata (bat star) is the source of this 722-nucleotide messenger RNA. Its product is annotated as echinoidin-like. Bases 212 to 706 code for a protein of 164 amino acids. The transcript has a single exon. Gene Ontology annotation, molecular function: signaling receptor activity. The record is from RefSeq and is a predicted model, not a curated record. Lineage: Eukaryota; Metazoa; Echinodermata; Asteroidea; Valvatida; Asterinidae.
UACAGUUUUCAUUUGCGAUUUCUGAAAUUGGAGAAAAUGUCACAGAGUGUGCAAGGUGCAGUUGAAAUUUCUGAGAGCUGUGGCUUUCGUUUUUAAUGAUAGUGCCUCAAAAUUAUCCUAAGUGAUUGAUUGUGUCUCUCAGAAUCAUUGUUUAAGACUUUUCAUUUGGAUGAUGAUGUAGAUAAUCAGAAGCCUAUACAGCAAGAAAGAAAUGAGGUUUAUCGGUUUUCUGGUACUGUUAUUGGUAUCCGUCAGUUUGUCGUCUGACGGCGGUGUAGCUGCUCUCUGCAGCUCACCUUACUGCCCGCCACCCUGGCGUGCUUUCCAGGGGCACUGCUACCUGUGGGUGGACAAACCAAUGUCCUGGAUGGAUGCUGAGCGUUACUGCCAGAUGCUGUCCCAUCCGGGGAAGAUGGUCCACCUUGCGUCCAUCCACAGCGAAGAGGAGGAUGAAUUCAUCAAAAUGUACGUCAGGAAAUCGUCGGCCAGCCCCACGCCAACUCCGUACUGGAUUGGCUGCAGUGACAUCGAACAGGAGGGUCAUUUCCGGUGGAGUGAUGGAUCUGACGUGUCCUACGAGGGCUGGUGGCCAGGGGAACCAAAUAACGUAGGAGAGGAAGACUGCACCGAGAACCUAUUUCAGUUUAGCGGCAAAUGGAAUGAUGUGCGGUGCAUGAAUGAAAACAAUUUUGUCUGCAAACGCUAGAUAUUAUACAGGGUGA